CCAUGUUCUGAGUGUAUGAAAUGUUUUGCACAGAAAUCAGCUCUUGUUAUACAUCAGAGAAGUCACACAGGUGAGAAGCCAUAUUCCUGUUCUGAGUGUGGGAAAUGUUUUGCACAUAGCUCACAUUUUGUUAUUCAUCAGCAUGCUCACACAGGUGAGAUGCCAUUUUCCUGUUCUGAGUGUGGGAAAUGUUUUCCACGGAAAUCACAUCUUGUUAAUCAUCAGAGAAGUCACACAGGUGAGAAGCCAUAUUCCUGUUCUGAGUGUGGGAAAUGUUUUGCACUGAAAUCAAAUCUUGUCACACAUCAGAGAAGUCACACAGGUGAGAAGCCAUAUUCCUGUUUUGAGUGUAGGAAAUGUUUCACACAUAAAUCAGCUCUUGUUACACAUCAGAGAAGUCAUACAGGUGAGAAGCCGUAUUCCUGUUCUGCGUGUAAGAAAUGUUUUGCACGGAAAUCACAUCUUGUUUUACAUCAGAGAAGUCACACAGGUGAGAAGCCAUAUUCCUGUUCUGAGUGUGGGAAAUGUUUUGCACAGAAAUCAAAUCUUGUCACACAUCAGAGUAGUCACACAGGUGAGAAGCCAUAUUCCUGUUUUGAGUGUAGGAAAUGUUUCACACAGAAAUCAGCUCUUGUUAUACAUCAGAGAAGUCACACAGGUGAGAAGCCAUUUUCCUGUUCUGAGUGUGGGAAAUGUUUUGUACGGAAAUUAAAUCUUGUUUUACAUCAGAGAAGUCACGCAGGUGAGAAGCCAUUUUCCUGUUCUGAGUGUGGGAAAUGUUUUGUACGGAAAUCAAAUCUUGUUUUACAUCAGAGAAGUCACACAGGUGAGAAGCCAUUUUACUGUUCUGAGUGUGGGAAAUGUUUUGCACAGAAAUCACAUCUUGUUUUACAUCAGAGAAGUCACACAGGUGAGAAGCCAUUUUCCUGUUCUGAGUGUGGGAAAUGUUUUGUACGGAAAUCAGAUCUUGUUUUACAUCAGAGAAGUCACACAGGUGAGAAGCCAUUUUCCUGUUCUGAGUGUGGGAAAUGUUUUGUACGGAAAUCAGAUCUUGUUUUACAUCAGAGAAGUCACACAGGUGAGAAGCCAUUUUCCUGUUCUGAGUGUGGGAAAUGUUUUGUACGGAAAUCAGAUCUUGUCACACAUCAGAGAAGUCACACAGGUGAGAAGCCAUAUUCCUGUUUUGAGUGUAGGAAAUGUUUCACACAGAAAUUAGCUCUUGUUAUACAUCAGAGAAGUCACACAGGUGAGAAGCCAUUUUCCUGUUCUGAGUGUGGGAAAUGUUUUGUACGGAAAUCAGAUCUUGUUUUACAUCGGAGAAGUCACACAGGUGAGAAGCCAUUUUCCUGUUUUGAGUGUAGGAAAUGUUUCACACAUAAAUCAGCUCUUGUUACACAUCAGAGAAGUCAUACAGGUGAGAAGCCGUAUUCCUGUUCUGCGUGUAAGAAAUGUUUUGCACGGAAAUCACAUCUUGUUUUACAUCAGAGAAGUCACACAGGUGAGAAGCCAUAUUCCUGUUCUGAGUGUGGGAAAUGUUUUGCACAGAAAUCAAAUCUUGUCACACAUCAGAGUAGUCACACAGGUGAGAAGCCAUAUUCCUGUUUUGAGUGUAGGAAAUGUUUCACACAGAAAUCAGCUCUUGUUAUACAUCAGAGAAGUCACACAGGUGAGAAGCCAUUUUCCUGUUCUGAGUGUGGGAAAUGUUUUGUACGGAAAUCAAAUCUUGUUUUACAUCAGAGAAGUCACACAGGUGAGAAGCCAUUUUACUGUUCUGAGUGUGGGAAAUGUUUUGUACGGAAAUCAAAUCUUGUUUUACAUCAGAGAAGUCACACAGGUGAGAAGCCAUUUUACUGUUCUGAGUGUGGGAAAUGUUUUGCACAGAAAUCACAUCUUGUUUUACAUCAGAGAAGUCACACAGGUGAGAAGCCAUUUUCCUGUUCUGAGUGUGGGAAAUGUUUUGUACGGAAAUCAGAUCUUGUUUUACAUCAGAGAAGUCACACAGGUGAGAAGCCAUUUUCCUGUUCUGAGUGUGGGAAAUGUUUUGUACGGAAAUCAGAUCUUGUUUUACAUCAGAGAAGUCACACAGGUGAGAAGCCAUUUUCCUGUUCUGAGUGUGGGAAAUGUUUUGUACGGAAAUCAGAUCUUGUCACACAUCAGAGAAGUCACACAGGUGAGAAGCCAUAUUCCUGUUUUGAGUGUAGGAAAUGUUUCACACAGAAAUUAGCUCUUGUUAUACAUCAGAGAAGUCACACAGGUGAGAAGCCAUUUUCCUGUUCUGAGUGUGGGAAAUGUUUUGUACGGAAAUCAGAUCUUGUUUUACAUCGGAGAAGUCACACAGGUGAGAAGCCAUUUUCCUGUUCUGAGUGUGGGAAAUGUUUUGUACGGAAAUCAGAUCUUGUCACACAUCAGAGAAGUCACACAGGUGAGAAGCCAUUUUCAUGCUGUGAGAGAAAUAAAUCCGCUCUUGUUGAACAUAUUAGACAUUACCCAAGUACGGAACCAUUUCCAUCUUCUGGAGUAUAAUUAUCACUGUCGUCCAAUGUUCCUCAAGGGUGAAUCCUAUCUCUUAUGCUUUAUAAAAUAUACAUGCUACCACUGGGUGAUAUAAUCAGACGUCAUGGCCUGGUCUACCACUGCUAUGCUGAUUACCUGCUUUUUGCUCCAUGUACUGAGAACCAAAUACCAAUCCUAGCUGAGCGCCAGGGGUGGAUGAUGCCAGUUGGCUGUGACUCAGUCUUUGUGAAACAUAGUAGAAGCUUCCCAACAAAGGACAAGACUACAGCUUUACCAACCAUCUGGAUUUAUGCUUUGGUGUUCAGAAUUGCAAAAUACUGAACAUGUGCUGAAUCUUUGUGUUGUCCUGGUAUGUGGCUGACACAGACAUCAGGUAUCCACCACAUACAAAUCCACAUUCUUCCAUCUGUGGACCAUAGACAGAAUCAAGCACUUCAUUCCCUCAGAAGUUCAUAGACUACUGCAAUGCCAUCUACCUGGGUCACCCAGCAAAAGAAUUACAGAGCUUGCAGCUAGUACAGAAUGCAGCAGCCAAGCUGUUACCUAACCCGCCCGUUCCUGCCACAUAACACCCAUUCUCUACUCCCUUCACCGGCUGCCUGUAAGAUGGAAAAUCUAUUUCAUAAUUGGCUAACUGAC
Messenger RNA from Pseudophryne corroboree (corroboree frog), 3153 nucleotides. Its product is annotated as zinc finger protein 850-like. The transcript has a single exon. Gene Ontology annotation, biological process: regulation of transcription by RNA polymerase II. Gene Ontology annotation, cellular component: nucleus. Lineage: Eukaryota; Metazoa; Chordata; Amphibia; Anura; Myobatrachidae. The record is from RefSeq and is a predicted model, not a curated record. Gene Ontology annotation, molecular function: DNA-binding transcription factor activity, RNA polymerase II-specific; RNA polymerase II transcription regulatory region sequence-specific DNA binding. The annotation marks the transcript as partial.